AUGACCACUGCAUCUGUCCACGACCUCAAGAACGACCUGAAGAUGAUGUUCGUGAAACGCUUCCUCGGCCAUGGUUUCAAGCUCCCGGUCAUCUUUUCCGACGAAUGCUGCGACGAUAGACAACUGCUGCUUACGAUGUUCAAGGAAAUAGAGUUGGAGACUGGGGCGCGCUUGUACGACACAGCUGAAGAGGCGGGAGGGGGCUCUCCAGGGGUUGAAGUGUUGCCCGCGCUGGAGUUCCCGCCGGGCAAGCGCGGCGAGUGUGUCUUUGACUUCAGACCUAACUCUAUCGCGCCGUCAGUCGUGGCCCUUACUGACGGCUGCCAGCUGCAGGGGAACGUUUUGGGUCUAGAUUGUGAGUGGGAACCAUCCUUGGCCGGCACCACACCUAACCCUGUCUCAACCGUUCAGCUUUCGCUUCCUGAUGGCACGGCCUACUGCUUUCAACUUCAACGCGGAAACAAGAAAACGACUUCGUCGAACUUCCCGAAGGCCCUGCAAAACCUCUUGGAGAACCCUUCGAUUGCAAAGGUCGGCGUCAACAUCAAUUCGGACGCGACGUAUCUAGAGCGGGACUACGGGAUUGAAGUCGCGAACACGGUGGACCUGCGAACGUACGCAAGACAGUGUUGGGUGGAGACCCCGAGUCGUUCGCUUGCGGGUAUGGCGUCUUCUUUGCUCGGGAGACAAUUACCCAAGGAUCCAGUCAUCCGCUCGUCUCGCUGGAGUUCUCCCCUCAGUGACAACCAGGAGGUGGCGAAGUUCCAGGAUCCUAUUUUUUCCCCUCCUCCCGUGGAGCUGCAUCCCGGAACAAAGGUACGACUCUACAGCAACAACCAUGCCAGCUGUGUUGGUGUUGGAGAAGUACAGGACGAUGACACCGCUGCCGAAGCCUUGGCUGGCUGGUUCCCUGGCGCACGGAGGAAAGGGCGUCUAACGCAAGUCGUAGUCGGGUUGAGCGGGGUGUUCAAGCCUGCAGCGUACACCGCACACAAAGGUACACCUAGUGCGGCGUCUGGUGUGGGCCGCGUGACGAUGGAUGAGGCGUACAAAGGUGACCGGCUUGUACUUUGGGAUGUCGCCCAUGUUCGUCUCGUGAGCGACUGGAAACCAUCUCCUGCAGCAGCAGCACCUUCAUCGAAUGAGAACGCAAGUGAAGCUUACAACGACAACGCCCAGUUCUUCACGUCCCCGAGACCUCCGCACGUGGUACGCUUACAAGAUGAUGAAGACCCGGACGACGGCGAUGAGGAGGAAUAUGAUGGGCAUGACUGCGGCGACCUUGGUAGUUCCGCCCGCGGCGAUCACGGGUUCUGGGCAGGGGUCGAGGCCGGGGGCGGGGGGGGCGGAGCCGUCAACGGGACGGGCGGGGCCGGCAACGGGACGGGCGGAGCCGGCAGCGGGACGGGCGGAGUCGGCAGCGGGACGGGUGGAGCCGGCAGCGGCGGUGAUGUCGACAUGGAUGACUGGUUAGGUGACGAGCAGUGUGCGCUGCAGGUUCGCCUAGAUAUCUUCCACGCACUCCAGCGCAUUUCAAGGCUGUGCAAGAAGAGUCAUGGCGCCUUCAAGCCCUUCAUGGCUCGACUGAGAGACGCUUGCUUCAUUGUCAACCAGGAUGACAUCAAGGAGGUAGAGCAGGCCCUUGGGUCCAAAGGGAUGACACCAGAAGCCGUUGCUGAAUAUAAGGACAAGAAUUGGACCUAUUUCUUACGGAAUUGCCGGCGGCUGGUGCCGGAGCGGCAACGAUUGCUCGAGCGCUUCAAUUCGGUGAUUAAUCAGUUCUGCAACGUAGUCGAUGCGAAAUCCGGAGAAGUACUUAUUCGGCCGAAGGCAAUGCAGGCCGUCGACCAGCUCCGCAAGCACAUCGAAAGUGACUGCCUAAGCGACCCUCACGGUGUGCCAUUGUACUACACAACGGGGCAGAAUGCAGCGGGGAUCACGACUCGUCGCUGCGUCCGAGGCACCAACUACACCGAGUUCAACUACCGUUGGAACAUCAGGAUGGCUGUGAAGAACCGCGGCCUACCAAGGGAGGUUGGGGAGUUCUUCGAUCAAUUCGAGAUUGAGAUCAUUCAACGUGAGACCUCUAGCUGGUACCCAGACAACCCCCUGUUUCCUGAAUGGAUCUCUGCGCUUGACGCAGCAGACACUGGUGAGAAGAGCGGCCUUUCUCAGAGCCUGUAG
Messenger RNA from Ectocarpus siliculosus, 2184 nucleotides. The record is from the annotation of a GenBank genome assembly. Lineage: Eukaryota; Phaeophyceae; Ectocarpales; Ectocarpaceae.